Messenger RNA from Octodon degus (degu), 4058 nucleotides. RefSeq names its product interleukin 1 receptor accessory protein (gene Il1rap). The record is from RefSeq and is a predicted model, not a curated record. The coding region runs from base 197 to 1954 and encodes 585 amino acids. Lineage: Eukaryota; Metazoa; Chordata; Mammalia; Rodentia; Octodontidae. Gene Ontology annotation, biological process: signal transduction. The transcript has 12 exons. Gene Ontology annotation, molecular function: interleukin-1 receptor activity; interleukin-1 receptor binding.
AGAAAGUGCGGCGGAAAGUAAGAGGCUCGCAGGGGCGAGACGGCCUGGGUCCGGUCCCCGCGCACCGCUGGGCGCCGCGAGAAGCAGCCGGGCGCCUCCGCCCACCCCACCGCGACGCCUGGAAAGUCCAGCUGUGACAGCGCGGAGACGCUGCCAGCAGCCUCACUCCCUCUUCCUGACCUGCUUUCUCCAAGAGAUGCUCCUACCGAGGGCGUCCAACAGGCUCCUGGCCCAGUUGAGGAAGAGGAUGGGGAUUGUGUGGUGCACCCUGAGCCUCUGUCUCUUUGGGAUCCUGCAGAGUGACGCCUCUGAGCGCUGCGAUGACUGGGGACUUGAUACCAUGAGACAAAUCCAAGUAUUUGAAGAGGAGCCAGCUCGAAUCAAGUGUCCCCUCUUUGAACACUUUCUGAAGUUUAACUACAGCACAGCACAUUCAGCUGGCCUUACUCUGAUCUGGUAUUGGACUCGGCAGGACCGGGAUCUGGAGGAGCCAAUUAACUUCCGCCUCCCUGAGAACCGCAUCAGUAAAGAGAAAGAUGUGCUCUGGUUCCGGCCUACCCUCCUCAACGACACAGGCAACUACACCUGCAUGUUAAGGAAUACUACAUAUUGUAGCAAAGUUGCAUUUCCCCUGGAAGUUGUUCAGAAAGACAGCUGUUAUAAUUCCCCCAUGAAGGUCCCCGUGGAAAAGCUGUACGUAGAAGACGGCAUUCAGAAGAUAACUUGCCCAAAUGUGGAUGGAUAUUUUCCUUCCACUGUCAAGCCAAAUGUCACUUGGUAUAUGGGUUGUUAUAAAGUAGAGCGUUUUCAUAAUGUACUGCCUGAUGGCAUGGACUUGAAUUUUUUACUUCCCUUGACAUCAAAUAAUGGAAAUUACACGUGUGUCGUUGCAUACCCGGAGAACGGACGCAUCUUUCACCUGACCCGGAGUGUGACUGUAAAGGUGGUGGGCUCUCCAAGAGAUGCAUCGCCUCCCAAGAUUUACUCCCCCAACGAUCAUGUGAUCUACGAGAAAGAACCGGGAGAGGAGCUAGUCAUCCCCUGUACAGUCUACUUCAGUUUUAUUAAGGACUCUCACAAUGAGGUUUGGUGGACCAUUGAUGGAAAAAAACCUGACGACAUCACUGUUGACAUCACCAUUAGCGAAAGUAUAAUUUAUUCAAACACAGAAGAUGAAACAAGAACCCAGGCUUUGAGCAUCAAGAAAGUUACCCCCGAGGAUCUCAGGCGCAACUACGUCUGUCAUGCUAGAAAUGCCAAAGGGGAGGUUGACAGAGCAGCCGUGGUGAAACAGAAAGCACCAAGAUACACAGUGGAACUGGCAUGUGGUUUUGGAGCGACAGUCCUGCUGGUGGUAAUUCUUAUUGUUGUGUACCACGUUUACUGGCUGGAGAUGGUCCUCUUUUAUCGGGCUCACUUUGGAACUGAUGAAACCAUUCUAGAUGGAAAGGAGUAUGAUAUUUAUGUGUCCUAUGCAAGAAAUGCUGAAGAAGAAGAAUUCGUCUUACUGACCCUUCGUGGAGUUUUGGAGAAUGAGUUUGGAUAUAAGCUGUGCAUCUUUGAUCGAGACAGUCUACCUGGAGGAAUUGUCACAGAUGAGACCUUGAGCUUCAUUCAGAAAAGCAGACGCCUGCUGGUUGUGCUAAGCCCCAACUACGUGCUCCAGGGAACCCAAGCCCUCCUGGAGUUCAAGGCUGGCCUAGAAAAUAUGGCCUCUCGGGGCAACAUCAACGUCAUUUUAGUACAGUACAAAGCUGUGAAGGAGACGAAGGUGAAAGAGCUGAAGAGGGCUAAGACGGUGCUCACGGUCAUUAAAUGGAAAGGGGAGAAAUCCAAGCAUCCACAGGGCAGGUUCUGGAAGCAGCUGCAGGUGGCCAUGCCAGUGAAGAAAAGCCCCAAGCGCUCUAGCAGUGACAAGCAGGGUCUUUCUUAUUCAUCCUUGAAAAAUGUAUGAAAGGGAAAUGAAAUGAGUGAAAAGAACAAAGGGUACUCCUGGAAGGAAGAGUUCCCCUUUCAUCACUGCCAGUUCUUGGUUUAAUAGGCAGAAAAAAAGUCUGUCUAAGCCUCCUCAUGGGGAUACAUUCAGGGUGUCUGUAUGGUUCGUUGGCCUGCUUCUCAGGCACUACAGAGGUUUAGAAAGAUAUUGUCACCAGUGUGUCACCAGUGUCUGAUGUCACUACACAGGUUUUUUGCAGGCAAAGCCUUGGUUGAUGUGAAUUCCCCUCCCCCUCCCCACCCCUCCUUCUGCCUUCCCUUACCCUCCCUCUUCCUCUUCUUCUCCCUCUCCUCUCUCUCAUUUAACAUUACAGAACAACCUUGCCUGUAGAUUUAAACAUCCUUUGAAGAUGCAUUAACUGUUGUCAAGAGUAUUAUGAGAUUAUAAAUCUUUUAUUGUUUAUCUUUUAUUGUUUUUUUACUUAUCCAUUAAAAAAAUCAAAAUAUAAUCAGGGCAUAAAUUAAUUUUAGCUGAGGGUAAGUUUGUUCAUUUGACUGUAGAACACACCACCACUGCAAGGGUUCCGCCCACUUCGGACCAUAGGAAGCAGUGUAACUAAAGAUGUUCCUUAUGAUUGAUUUAAGAACAUACUAGAAUUAUUGUUGUUCCACAUUUUCCCUCAUCUCAGGUACUUAACAUCAUGUUUGUAAACUUGAAAAAGUAGAUCAUAAUUUUUGUUUUAGUGUAGUCAGCUCCAAGUUAUCUACAGAGUAAACUAUAUCCAUGUGUCUAACUCUUAAGUUCUACUAUUAAUCAUUCAGAGUGUGCAGGUAAAAAUCAAAGCACAAAAGACAUUGCAGGUGGCUCUACCCCUGCUGCAGUUGGGGAGAAAACCCCUACUGGUGCUAAUGGAAAGUAGGAAAGCAGCAAAAUGCUUUUAGGGCAUUUUGGACUUACAGAGCACAGAAGAGGAUGUUUGGCAGUCUGUCUUUUUUAAUCCUAGCGUUGCUAAUGUGAAAAUUAGAAAAGCGAUUUCUCAUCCUUUGUGCCUCUUUCUUACAAAUUUUAGUGACCUUGAGAGGUGCUCUUAGCAUUAAUAUUCUAAGAUAAUUAAUUUUCCUCAUUAUUUAAUCACCCCUACAGGUCAUGUUUUAUUCCAAAUAAGUCUGCCUAUUACGUUACUAUCACUUAAACUUGCUUUUAAGUAAAAUUUUACUAUAUGUUAGAUUUGGCAAAAUCAGACUGAGCGCAGAGUUUACAGAAUAGUGAACAUCUAUAGUACAUGUAGAAUACACACACACACACACACACACAUAUUCAUGCUGAUAAAAUUCAUAUAUGUGUGUAUGGAUACAAAUAUCCAUAAUUGGUAGGUAUGUGUGUGUACUUCUACCUGUGCAACUUGGAACAGUAUUACAAGCCACUAGAACUUUUGUGCAGGUUUUAAAUUGUGUUUGUACUAUUAUGUGUUUGUGUUGGUGUUUUCAGUUCAUUAACAGUUGUGAAUUUACAGCUCACAGAGGGGUAGUAGCCACUCGUCCUUACCUUCUUUCGAUUAGUAUAAUAACUUACUACUGCUUACAGUUGAUAGGGGUUGCAGUGCAGUCAGUUGUGCUUGGAGUAUGCACAGUCCCUGCUAGACACUAGUCAGUCAUCAGGCAUUAAUUGACUUUCUACAAUAUUCCCAGCAGAUACAUUGAGAAACUAAGCUAAGUUAAUCUUAGUUCUCCGAUAUGGGGACUGUUGAAUAAUAGAGGACAAUAAAUUCACCUAUAAUUGCUUCUGAAUAUCUUAGGAAACACAAUAAUCCAUAAGUUAAGGAAAGCCCUUAUCUUAGUAGUAUACACACUAAUAAGCAACUCUAAAAUUAUCUCCUAUAUUUUGUUGUCCAACAGUGCUGUAGUCUAUAAUCAACCAUUUUUCUAUAUGAGUUCUUGAUGAUAUUAAGUUGAAAAAAGUUUUCUCCCGUAAAAUCUUCACAAAAAUUAUACAUAAGAAGUCCUUCUUUGGACCAUUAUGUUUAACCUUACUAAUGCUUUUCUCUAUUACUAUUAUUCCCCCUUCUAACUCUAAUCCCAAUGCCAGAGGAGUACUGACUCCAGAUAAGCUUUCACCAUCAUUU